CGUCGUUGUUAGGAGGUCAUUUAUUGACAAGGGAGAAGGUGACUCCUCGGCGAGACGGACAGUGGCUAGCUGGUCAAAUCGUACAAAAUAACCAAUAGAGGGCUGGUUGCGGGGAAAUUAGCAACCAUGGCUUCUUUUGGAAGGGCGUUGGGAGUCCUUCGCACAGGAUCUCAGCUCCUGAGACGCGGUACACAGAGGAUAACGAUCAGAAAUGGUAGCGACACACCGACUAUAGUGCCACUGUACAGGCAGUUCCCGAUAAUAUCGAAGAAACAUAUUUUGAAGUCCGAGCUGCUCAGCGGUGCCAUGUGGUUCUGGAUCCUCUGGCACUCCUGGCACGACCCUGAUGCAGUCCUGGGUCACUUCCCCUGGCCGGAGGCCUCUGAAUGGACAGAUGAGGAGCUUGGAAUCCCACCAGAUGACGAAUAAGAUCAUUUCUUCUGUUUCAUUUGCUUAAAAAGGACAAAGGUCACAAUGAGGAAUUCUAGCUGCGGGGCAAGUCUAAAUCUUCUGGAUAUCCCGAAAGUCAGUUCUGUAAAUAAACUAAUAAAAAGAUCUGUAUGAAUAAGAUA
Messenger RNA from Trematomus bernacchii (emerald rockcod), 572 nucleotides. It is a transcript of the gene ndufb2, whose product is annotated as NADH:ubiquinone oxidoreductase subunit B2. The transcript is spliced from 4 exons. The coding region runs from base 127 to 429 and encodes 100 amino acids. Gene Ontology annotation, cellular component: mitochondrial inner membrane. The record is from RefSeq and is a predicted model, not a curated record. Lineage: Eukaryota; Metazoa; Chordata; Actinopteri; Perciformes; Nototheniidae.